CCAUAGAUAAUAAUUUAAACAAAUAUAACCUAAUAUAACCGGUAAUAAUUUUGUAUACAUAAAGGAAUUGAUUGUUAAUAUGUUUAAAACGUUAAUUAAUAAACAGUCAUGAGGCGAAGUUUAGCUCCAAGUCAAAGAUAUAAUGGCCCAUUAUCUUCCCCAAAAACGAAUUUUAUCUCUCCUAUUUCUAAACCCCUCAAAAGAACUAGAGAUCAUUCAACUGAUAAGGCUCCUAAACAAAGAAGGCCAUUAGCCCCUUUAAAUCAAAAAACAGAAAUAAUAUUUGUCUCAGAUUAUGAAGAAAUAAUUAAGAAACUUUCCAAACCAUUUAAAUGUCCUAUUCCAAAUUAUGUUGGAUCUUAUUCAACAAAAAAUUUAGGCAUUAAACGAAGCCAGAUAAAGAGAGCUUUGUAUGACCCUAAUACUCCAAAUGCUUUGGUUCUGUAUACUCCUCCAGAAAUGUCUGAGCAUGAGAAGUUAAAAAGUGAAGGCCCAACGUUGGUACAUGUAGUUGUGGAUCCAACGUUGAGUAAUAUUUUGAGACCCCAUCAAAGAGAAGGUGUUAAGUUUAUGUAUGAUUGUGUAACUGGUGUACAAAUACCUGGCUCUUAUGGAUGCAUAAUGGCAGAUGAAAUGGGCCUUGGAAAAACAUUACAGUGCAUUACAUUGCUGUGGACUUUACUUAAACAGGGUCCUGAGUGUAAAGCCACAAUACAAAAAGCAAUAAUUGUAUGUCCAAGUUCUUUAGUAAGAAAUUGGAGUAAUGAAAUACAAAAGUGGUUAGCAGGGAGAUUACCAUGCCUAAUAAUGGAUGGUGGAUCAGAUGCCAAAGCAAAAUUACGGCAAUUUAUGCAGGGCCAAGGCCGUACUUCCAUACCGUUGCUGAUAAUUUCCUACGAAACAUUUCGAAUGCACGCCGAUAUCUUGCAUACCAGUGAAAUAGGGCUAGUAAUGUGUGACGAAGGACAUAGGCUUAAAAAUUGUGAAAACCAGACUUACAGGGCCUUAAUGUGUCUUAAAGCUAAAAGAAGGGUUUUAUUAAGUGGUACGCCUAUUCAGAACGAUCUUACGGAAUAUUUUAGUCUUAUACAUUUUGUAAAUGAGGGACUUCUGGGAAGUGCACAAGAAUUUAGACGAAAAUACGAAAAUUAUAUAAUUAAAGGUCAAGAUGCGUGCGCAACCCUGCUAGAACGUCAACAUGCGCAGGAAUGUCUCCAACAACUUACAGCCCUUGUUAAUAAGUGUCUUAUAAGACGUACCAGUUCCUUACUUACUAAAUAUUUACCGGUGAAAUUUGAGAUGAUAAUUUGCUGCCAGCUUACCCCAUUACAAAAGCAACUGUAUCAAAAUUAUAUAAAUUCGGAAGCCAUUAGGAAAACGGUUGUAAAUAAUGAAGAUGCUAAACCUAGCCUAAGUACCUUAGCCAGUAUUACGACCUUAAAAAAAUUAGUUAACCAUCCCGAUCUGGUUAUGGACAAAAUCAUGGAAGGAGCAGAUGGAUUUGAGAAAGCUAAAGAUUUGUUACCCGUUAGGGGUAAUUCUACGGACGUAAGACCGGAAUUUUCGGGUAAAUUAAUGCUUUUGGAUUGUUUAUUAGCUAAUCUGAAGACGAAUUACGAUGAUAAAAUUGUUCUGGUUUCGAAUUAUACACAAACGUUGGAUUUAUUUGAAAGACUUUGCAAGAAAAGGGGUUAUUUAUAUGUGAGACUUGAUGGUACAAUGACAAUUAAAAAGCGUGCCAAAGUCGUGGAAAAUUUCAACAAUCCUGAAUCAAAAGAGUUUAUAUUCAUGUUGAGUUCAAAAGCAGGUGGUUGCGGUUUGAAUUUGAUCGGCGCAAAUCGCCUCGUUAUGUUCGAUCCUGAUUGGAAUCCAGCUAAUGACGACCAAGCCAUGGCGAGGGUUUGGAGAGAUGGUCAAAAAAAGCCGUGCUACAUUUAUAGACUUUUAGCAACAGGAACGAUUGAGGAAAAGAUAUUCCAGCGACAAGCUCAUAAAAAGGCCCUAAGCUCAACAGUAGUUGAUAUGAAUGAAGAAACUGCUAGACAUUUUACAGCUGCUGAGUUGAGGGAAUUGUUCCGUUUGGAAAAUACCGAGUCCGAUACGCACGCGCGACUUAAGUGCGCUAGAUGUCUUAAUAAAAUACAAAUAAAGAAUCCUCCUGACGAUGCCGAUUGUACUUCUGAUGUAUCUAAUUGGUACCAUGCGUGGGAUAAAAAGGGACUUGCCGAUAUUGUGGUAAAGCAAAUAUGGGACUUAUGCAAAUGUAUUUCUUUCGUUUUCCAUCAAAAGUCUGCAAAUGCAGUUGUGAAACCUAAGGAAAAGGAAAAAGAAGAAGAUGAAGACCCGCAAGAAGAAAAGGAUGAAAAUUAUAGUGAUUAUGAUUCAGAUUAAAAUUAUAUUUUAUAA
Agrilus planipennis (emerald ash borer) is the source of this 2406-nucleotide messenger RNA. It is a transcript of the gene okr, whose product is annotated as DNA repair and recombination protein RAD54-like. Gene Ontology annotation, molecular function: ATP binding; ATP-dependent chromatin remodeler activity; DNA translocase activity. Gene Ontology annotation, cellular component: nucleus. The transcript has 9 exons. Bases 109 to 2391 code for a protein of 760 amino acids. Lineage: Eukaryota; Metazoa; Arthropoda; Insecta; Coleoptera; Buprestidae. Gene Ontology annotation, biological process: double-strand break repair via synthesis-dependent strand annealing; reciprocal meiotic recombination. The record is from RefSeq and is a predicted model, not a curated record.